This is a messenger RNA of Neurospora tetraspora, 1294 nucleotides long. RefSeq names its product HSP20-like chaperone. The record is from RefSeq and is a predicted model, not a curated record. The transcript has 3 exons. Bases 1 to 966 code for a protein of 321 amino acids. Lineage: Eukaryota; Fungi; Ascomycota; Sordariomycetes; Sordariales; Sordariaceae.
AUGUCCGAGGCCAAGAAGUGCGUCCAUCAAGGUUGCGGCAAGGUCUACACCGACCCUGAGGAGGUCUGCCGCUACCACCCUGGACCCCCUGUUUUCCACGAAGGCCAGAAGGGAUGGAAGUGCUGCAAACCGCGCGUGCUCACCUUCGAAGAGUUUAUGGCCAUUGAGCCUUGUACCGAGGGCAAGCACAGUACCACCGAUCUUCCUCCCAAGAUCGAGAAGAAGGAGGCCGAUGAAUCACUGCUCGAGGCUCAGGCCGCCAACGCCGCCAAUACCCUUCCGCCACCACCCCGUGCGCCCGUUGCGCAACAUGCGCCCACCCCUCCGCCGCCGGCGCCAGAAUCCGAGGAUGACGAGGAAGGAAUCGAGAUCCCGGAUGGCCGCGUGUGCAGGAGAAAGGCUUGCGGCGCGACCUACCAGAAGGGCGCCAGCCGCGAGGGCGAGAAGUGCGUACACCACCCCGGCGCUCCCAUCUUCCACGAGGGAAGCAAGGGGUACAGCUGCUGCAAGCGCCGCGUCCUCGAGUUUGAUCAGUUCAUGAAGAUCGAGGGCUGCAAGACCAAGGAUCGGCACUUGUUUGUCGGCAGCGGGAAGAAGGAGGCUGCGGCCGCAUCGGGAGGCGAGGAGAUUUUGGAGACAGUCAGGACCGACUUCUACCAGACCCCUUCAUCAGUCAUCGCAUCUUUCUUCCUCAAGAAGAUCAACAAGGACGUCGCCAAGGUCGAGUUCAAGCCUAACGCCAUCGUCCUGGAUCUGCCCACGACAGACAGUCCCGUAAAACGGUACAAGACGGAGGUGCCGCUCUUUGGGUCCAUCGUCCCUGAGAAGUCAAGCUACAAGAUCCUCGGCACCAAGCUGGAGGUUACGUUGUGGAAGGCAGACGGCAGCUCUUGGCCGGUGCUACGCAGCGAUGACCGGCCAACAGGUGAGAUUUUGCAGGUUGGCCGGGCCGGAAGGGUGCAGUGAUUGAAAGCAUGAGGGAGGUACCGGGCUAGAAAGAAAGAAAGAAAAAAGAGCGAGGGGAGCAUGCCAGGUUUCCAUUGUUGAUUGUGUCUCGAACUUUUCCGCUCCGUGUGUUGUUUGUUUUCGCCGAGAGCGCCGCCAAGGGACGGGACACGGAAGAGGUCAGCUUUUGGUCCCGAUAAAAACUGCGGUGCAGGACGGUCUGGAAGCACAACCACCGGCAGAGCACAGUUUCACUCGGAAGCCAAGAACGACGCCAUAGACGCACGGGGUUUAUAAAAGCGCUGAUUUUGAUCACUCCGGUUUCAAAGCGAUUAUCAAGGUAGGAGAG